Molecule: messenger RNA, 348 nt
Organism: Chilo suppressalis (striped riceborer)
Lineage: Eukaryota; Metazoa; Arthropoda; Insecta; Lepidoptera; Crambidae
Source: the annotation of a GenBank genome assembly
AUGCUGGAUUCUAACCUUCCGCUAUCAGGGGCACCCAACAAACCGAGAUGUACCCGGAAACGAAGAGAUAAGAAAUACAGAAAGGACAAGAGUCCCACAAUGUUCUCUUUGGCAGAAGGCUGCGGCUGCGUCAGUUUUCGAGGGGGCAGGCGCGCUCGCUCCCUCGGAGAUGACUCGUCGUCGUGUCGCAGCUCUGAGAUAGAGCAGGAGGUGCCUAAGAAAUUAGGACGGAAAGUGUUGAAUGGAGAAUGCACAAUAAAGGCUUUGGCACCAUUCCUGAAGUUUUGGAGGAGAGAUGAUGUUAGCAUGACAAAGGCUGAAAGAAGGACCGAAUUGAAUUUCAUAUAG